AUGGUUUCUCUACAAUUUGUGCCCCGUUUCGUGCUUGUUGGUGCGCUUUUACACCUGCUUGCUGAACCUGCCGACGCCAAAGAUCACAACUACAUUUUCGAUGCGUCCGAGCUUGGCUGCCCUGGGAAUGUGACGCACGGACCGAUCACGCUUACCGCGUACCAUCCAGUGUUCGACUCGGACCGAAAGCGUGACUACCUGGACGCACAGAAUCGGAAGUUGUAUACGCUGCAGGAAUAUCUGGACAAUCGGGCACCGUACGUGACGGUUGGGAUGGAUCCGGACCUAAAGCUACCGUACGGGAAGGAGGUCUGCAUACCCGAGCUGAACCGCCAUUUUCGACGCGCUGUCAGAUUGCAGGUGCGUGACACACACGAGGAUCUGCGCAGCGGUGCCUUCCGCCGGGUAGACAUCUGCGUACGCACACAAGAGGAUAGUUAUGAUGACAUCGUUAACUUGCUGCAAGCGACACUCGUACUGUAA
Anopheles maculipalpis is the source of this 483-nucleotide messenger RNA. RefSeq lists its product as uncharacterized. The transcript has 2 exons. The coding region runs from base 1 to 483 and encodes 160 amino acids. The record is from RefSeq and is a predicted model, not a curated record. NCBI's taxonomy places the organism in Eukaryota, Metazoa, Arthropoda, Insecta, Diptera, Culicidae.